GGUAAUCGUCCCAUCCCUACUAUUCAUAUUUUUAGGAUUUUACUGUAGAACCAUAACCAUCAUCUAAACAAGGUUAUUAAUAAUGAACAAUCUUUGAAAUCAUAGACCAUAGCUUUAACUCCAUUUAUCCCUCUCCUCUAAAGACAAAAAUAUUUAAGAACUUAAGGAGAGCUUAGACAGCCUAGACAUUUAUCCAUCAGAAACUUACGGAGCUGGGGUUUGCGGCAUGAACUAUGUGACAAAAACUGGCAAAAAUCAAGACCACAUCUUUUACAAGCCAUGUUAACAAGGGGAAGGACACCUCAACAAGCUUUGCAACAGUGUCAUGUGGAAGAGGUUGUUAUUCGAUGCAGAGACUGCCUCCCCAAAUAACUGUAUUGCAGUAACUGUGAUGUGUCAGUGCAUCACCAAUAUGUUCUACACAACAGGGAGUCAUUUGUGGGAGGCUUUUACAAAGCCAUGUCACCGAAAUGCAUCGUUACAAAAGACAGCACUGGUGAACAUGUAGUUAGUGAGGAAGAUUGUCUCCUACCGAUCGCUUUGCCCAACAAGAUUUGCUGUUGUGGUGCUGAGGAUGUUUCAGUGAAUGAUGGCCAUGCCAUUAUCUUCAUAAAUAUUAAUGGUCGCUAUGAUCUCUCCCUUCCUUUGGUAACCUGUAAGUCUUGCUUAAAACCGUGGACACCUGAGGUCAAAUACCUUAUAUUAAAUGGGUACUGGCCUGGAACCAUUGGGUUUCAAACAGUUUACACUGUCAACCUGUUCAGUACCUUUGAAGACUUUAAAGUCACAGCACCUGGCCUAUCCAGACAGGCCUUUGUGAGAAUGCUGCAAAGCCGCUCAAUGCGUUCUGGCAGAGUUGGUACAAUAUCAGUGGACUGUUUUCAGCGCAGUUUUCUGGAAUGGACGUACUGUAGACAUGAGAUGGAAACACUUCUUAGAGAUGACCAUUUCUCCUGUCCAGCUUGCAGUCAGGAUAUGGUGUCAGUGUCUCUUGAUGGGAACAGGAAAAUGUACAGGUUUAAUCGCAACGGGAUAAAUGAAAAUCCAUAUUUUGACGAAACCUUCUUUGCCAAAAAUGAAGAGGUUGCAGGGUUUUUGCAAACUAUUAGAGACAAAAUCAAAACUUCACCAGGCCCACCCAUUUGUGGAAACUCACACUUUAAAGCUGGUAAUGAGUCUAACAAUAAGUCUCAAUCCAAACUUGAUGAAGAGGGUGUUAUGAUUUCAGUCUGUAGACACUGCAUUCUUUUGAAUGGUAGGUUCAGCACUCUGAUGAACCCAAGCUAACCAAGACUUUCUUGUCUUUGAUUAUACUAGAAUUCUGAACUAACUCUUUUGUAACAGGAGUACAGAUGUACAGUGGAGAAGUGUUUGCAUACCCUCUUUAUCUUCAAAAAGAGCUUGGCAAGACACAAAAGAUUGAGUUUGUCUUCACUGAUGUAAUGUGCAAAUAUUACCCAUACUUAAAAAGAGUGCGUGAGGCCUUUCCUGAUCUAGAGUAUCUUUUGCAAAUGGGACCAUUCUUAUCAGUUAUGCAUGCAAAAGGUCAUUCAACCAAAUGUGAGGUAAUUGUAUUGAUUAUAUAUUUAUUUUUAAUUCUAAAUACAUAAUGAUUAUUAUAUGAGUAAUUUUGAUACAAUGCUGCAAUGAUUAUGCAUAACAGGUGGAGUGGGGUGGCCGCAACCAAGAGGGAGCUGGUGAGUUUUAACUUUCGAGCAGUGGUCUCAAACCUGUUCCAU
Messenger RNA from Misgurnus anguillicaudatus (oriental weatherfish), 1739 nucleotides. NCBI's taxonomy places the organism in Eukaryota, Metazoa, Chordata, Actinopteri, Cypriniformes, Cobitidae. The record is from RefSeq and is a predicted model, not a curated record.